This is a messenger RNA of Batrachochytrium dendrobatidis JAM81, 1029 nucleotides long. RefSeq lists its product as uncharacterized. Bases 1 to 1029 code for a protein of 342 amino acids. The record is from RefSeq and is a predicted model, not a curated record. Lineage: Eukaryota; Fungi; Chytridiomycota; Chytridiomycetes; Rhizophydiales. The transcript has 2 exons.
AUGGAAUCUUCAGUUGACAGUCCCACUCCAUCACCUAUUGUACUAGUAACUGAUGAACCAAAGACUGUCUAUUCUACUAGUCUUAUGAAUCCCAUUAUGAACCCCACUAUGAAUCCCAUUAUGAAUCCCAUUAUGAAUCACACCGUGGAUUCUAUCAUCAACCCCAUUAUGAACACCACCAUCAACUCUAUUAUCAACCCCAUUAUGAAUCCCAUUAUCAACCCCACCAUCAAUGAUGAAACCUUUAUACAAAAGACUUGUAAUCCAAUGCUGCGUUAUAUUCCUCGUCCUUCUCCUUCCUUUAUCACUCCUUGUCAACCAUUACUGGCUAGUCCGAUCUCUCUGGACACUCUUCCCAGUUCGUCUCUACUCGAUCAUGUCUCUCUCCCUGUUUCAACCCCUUCUUUAGAUCUAGUUUCUACUGCUUUAAAACGUAACUUGGACUGUCUUUUAGAACAAACUAUUCAGUCCUUGCACGACUCUUUCAACGAUCUUUCUGCUAUGAGAGAGACAGUUCGACUCGAACAAUCUUCUCUCACUGCUGUGUUACAAACAGACUCUCUGCGUGGUGCUAUCACUGAUGCUGUUCAACAAUAUUACGGUCCAGUCAUACAAUCUCAUUUAAAUCAAUUCAAACUCGAUAUUUCAAACGAAAUCAGAUUAGUCAAUGAACGUUCUAGUCUUAUUGCUGAACAAAGCAAUUGCAUGUUGCGUCUAUUAAACGAUCUUGUGGCUAAAGAUGCUCAUGUUCCCAUCAUCAAUCCUUCAAAUACAAUUGUAUCUCCAAAUUCCCCUUCCAUUCAAACAUCUACUUUUACCAAUAUUGAUCCUGAUGUGACUCCAACAUCAACUAUUACAAAACGCAGACGUGCAAUCCAAGUCGUCCAUCAAGUUUCUCCUGUUCCAAAUCUAAACAUUGUUAAUAGUCCUGCAGAAACUGAUAUCUGGAAUACUGACCUUCAUUCCAUGCAAACAUCAGAACCAAUUCGUCACUCCAAAAAAAGACCAAAAAAGAAAGCUUAUCGUUGA